Molecule: messenger RNA, 1618 nt
Organism: Cuscuta campestris
Lineage: Eukaryota; Viridiplantae; Streptophyta; Magnoliopsida; Solanales; Convolvulaceae
Source: the annotation of a GenBank genome assembly
UUAUGAUCAUAUUACACGUGUGAACUCCUCUUUCAAAAAUAAAAACAAGAAACUUUUUUGAUUUUUUAAGUGUUGGGGGAUUUUUAUUUUGUUAAUGAGAUACAACAGAACCGGCCACCCCUCACAAUGUAAAUUCGCUCCCAACCUUUCACUUCAUCGCAUCGCCCGUGUAGAAAACUCUUUCGUUCGUCGCCGUUGGCUUAAGAAACAAUCCGGUUUUGAGCGAAUCUUUCUUUGAGCUAUGGAUCUCUUCAUGAAACAUUACCCUUAUGGUUCGCAUAAGGAUGUCAUGGAGCUUCUAAAUCGUCACCCCAAUACUACAGGACGAGAUAUGGAGAAGCUUUUCAUCGAUUGCGGCCCAGAUUUGGCGAGGUCACUCCGCCUCCCUAACCCUAACAUCCUCGGAUUCGUGGAAACAUCUAUUCGUGGUAUCAGUAUCUCACGAGAAACCGAAAAACAAAAAGGCAGAGAACACGUUAUAGCUGGGCCUUUACUUCAUGUGCAUUCACUACAUGUACAACCCAAGGAAGCUCUAAAAGGUAGACCGCUUCUUGUAUGUGGUAUGAUUCGGGUUAAGUAUCAAAAUAUCAUUACUGGAAAAGAGGUGCAUCUUGAUGUUUACAGACAAAGUGCCGAAGAGGCUGAUUACAUAAGCCCAAGUGGUGGUAAUUUAGUUCUCUUUAGGCCUGAUAUUUUCCCUGAUUGGAUUACUGGCUAUCAAGAUUUCUGGAUGGAAUUGCAAGGAACAAGUAUAGAAGUUGAUCUCUAUCUCAAAAUUGGGGAAUCGACCCAUUCGUUUGCUCGAGAAAAGUUUUUGGUGGGGAGUACAACUCAAGGCGAUGUUGAAGAAUUAAGAUCAAAAGAAUUCCAGCAUACACUUUGCUCUGCUACCUUGAGUUAUAUUAAAAUGCCAUUUGCUGCCCUUUGCAAAGUGGAUGUUCGAUUCUCUAGCAAAAACAAGGACCUAGUUGUUAAUGUUUCUGGAAAAAUUGUUAUGCGGUAUAGGAACAUCUGUGGAAACUAUAAUUCAGAACCGUGUGUUCUUUUUGAGAAGGAGAAUGGCUUUGUAUCAGUUAAAAUGGAGGAACUCCUGCCAAGAAAAUUGUUGGGGGUGCCUGCAUAUUCAUCACUUGAAGUUGAGCUUGACUUGAUGGACGUCAACACAAGCAAGCCUAUUAAAGAAAAAAUAACUAUGUUGAAUGAGGAUGGUCCACAUGCAGGUGAUUGUGUAGUGGAUGUGGAUGGUGAUUUUGCGAUUAUUCUGUAUGUAGCAUUGAUUCCGCAUGUACAGAGGCUAAGUGUGCACAAAAACGAGUCUGAUGAUGGAUGGUCAUUAUCCAACAAUGCCAACCCUAGGACUUAAGAGUGUAAUUGUAAGACACUCCAAAUUGCAGAGCAUUCAUUUGUAUUAUUUAUUUUCCCUCUUUGAUUUAGGAAUUAAUUGAAAAUGAGAGAUUCAUAAUGGACAUCCAAAAAGAAAAAAUAGGGAGACCACAAAGUAGUAAUGCUCCAAGUCUUUGCAAAUUCUAUAGCAUUCAUUGUGUUUACACCGUGCUUCGUACGGGCUCGUAUAUAUUCUAAACUUUUGAGAUUCUAUAAAUAUAAUUUUAGUUGUUUU